AUGGCCAUGACUGAUUUGACUGCUCUGUCAUCGAUGCUUAAUGUUGGCUGUGUUCUUCCUGAUAAUAACACAACCAUGGCUGAUUUGAAUGUUCUUUCAUCGAUGAUUGAACAUAACCUGAACAACAUUACUAAAAGGUUGGAAACUCUGAAUGUUAUUGAGAAGACACAAAAUCAACCCCAUAUGCAAACACCAUUAUUGGCAAUACAUAACGAUCAAGAGUGA
Sphenostylis stenocarpa is the source of this 225-nucleotide messenger RNA. NCBI's taxonomy places the organism in Eukaryota, Viridiplantae, Streptophyta, Magnoliopsida, Fabales, Fabaceae. The record is from the annotation of a GenBank genome assembly.